GCCAAGAGCGUGUCAUGUUCGACAAGAUCACGUCGCGCAUCCAGAAGCUCUGCUAUGGGCUCAACGCUGACUUUGUCGAUCCCGCCCAGAUCACCAUGAAGGUGAUUCAGGGGCUGUACAGUGGUGUCACGACGGUGGAGCUGGAUACGCUGGCUGCUGAAACGGCCGCCACCCUGACCACCAAGCACCCUGACUACGCCAUCCUGGCAGCAAGGAUUGCCGUGUCCAAUCUGCACAAAGAAACCAAGAAAGUGUUCAGCGAUGUGAUGGAUGAUCUCUACAACUACAUAAACCCUCACAACGGGAAACACUCACCAAUGAUCUCCAAAGAAACUCUAGACAUAGUUUUGGCCAACAAAGAUCGCCUGAAUUCUGCCAUUAUCUAUGACAGAGACUUCUCCUACAACUAUUUCGGUUUUAAGGUAAAAAGCACAUUGCUCAUGAUAAGGUCUUCAGUUGCUGAGCGUCCUCAACAUAUGUUGAUGAGGGUGGCGGUGGGGAUCCACAAAAGUGACAUUGAUGCUGCAAUUGAGACUUACAAUCUUCUGUCUGAAAGGUGGUUUACCCACGCCUCCCCCACGCUGUUCAACGCGGGCACCAACCGGCCUCAGCUUUCCAGUUGCUUCCUGCUGUGCAUGAAGGAUGACAGCAUUGAGGGGAUCUACGACACUCUCAAGCAGUGUGCGCUGAUCUCAAAGUCCGCUGGUGGGAUCGGUCUCGCUGUGAGCUGUAUCCGAGCCACAGGCAGCUACAUUGCUGGGACAAAUGGAAAUUCCAAUGGGCUUGUUCCAAUGCUGAGGGUCUACAACAACACUGCCCGUUACGUGGAUCAAGGUGGAAACAAGAGACCUGGGGCUUUUGCCAUCUACCUGGAGCCGUGGCAUUUGGACAUCUUUGAGUUUCUUGACUUAAAGAAGAACACUGGAAAAGAAGAGCAGCGAGCCAGAGACCUUUUCUUUGCCCUCUGGAUUCCUGAUCUCUUCAUGAAGCGAGUUGAAACCAACCAGGACUGGUCCUUAAUGUGUCCAAAUGAGUGUCCUGGCCUAGAUGAGGUCUGGGGAGAGGAAUUUGAGAAACUAUAUGAAAGUUACGAGAAGCAAGGCCGUGUCCGCCGCGUGGUGAAGGCCCAGCAGCUCUGGUACGCUAUCAUUGAAUCUCAGACGGAGACCGGCACGCCGUACAUGCUCUACAAAGACUCUUGCAACCGGAAGAGCAAUCAGCAGAACCUGGGGACCAUCAAAUGCAGCAACCUGUGUACAGAAAUAGUGGAGUAUACCAGCAACGAUGAGGCUGAACGCUCCAACAGACGCCAUCGUCCCAUUGGCAUCGGUGUGCAGGGUCUGGCAGACGCCUUCAUCUUGAUGAGGUGCCCCUUCGAAAGUCCCGAGGCCCAGCGCUUGAACCAGCAGAUUUUUGAGACCAUUUACUAUGGUGCUUUGGAAGCCAGCUGUGAACUUGCCAAGGAGCAAGGACCUUAUGAAACGUACGAGGGUUCUCCUGUCAGCAAAGGAAUUCUGCAGUAUGACAUGUGGAAUGUCACCCCGUCUGACCUUUGGGACUGGAAGGCUUUAAAGGAGAAGAUUGCUACAUACGGUGUCAGAAACAGCCUUCUCCUCUCUCCAAUGCCAACUGCUUCUACUGCUCAGAUCCUGGGCAAUAACGAAUCCAUUGAGCCCUACACCAGUAACAUCUACACGCGCAGAGUCCUCUCGGGAGAGUUUCAGGUUGUGAAUCCACACUUGCUGAAAGAUCUCACAGAGAGGGGCCUGUGGAACGAGGAGAUGAAAAACCAAAUCAUUGCGCACAACGGCUCUAUCCAGAACAUCCCAGAGAUUCCCGAUGACUUGAAGCAACUCUACAAGACAGUGUGGGAGAUCUCCCAGAAAACCAUCCUGAAGAUGGCAGCCGACAGAGGAGCUUUCAUCGAUCAGAGCCAGUCUCUCAACAUCCACAUCGCAGAACCCAACUACGGCAAACUCACCAGCAUGCACUUCUACGGGUGGAAGCAGGGUCUGAAGACGGGCAUGUACUACCUUAGGACAAAACCAGCUGCGAACCCCAUCCAGUUCACCCUGAACAAAGAGAAACUCCGAGAGCGGGAGAAGGCCUCCAAGGAAGAGGAGGAGAAGGAGAGGAAUAAAGCAGCCAUGGUGUGCUCGCUGGAGAACCGGGAUGAGUGUAUGAUGUGUGGCUCCUAACGGGGCCGCCCUGCAGCGCCAGCAAAGCCGUUCCACCUGGCUGGAGUCCUCGGAUGGAAGCAUCUAGUAUAACUUCAGGAUGUGGAGGCUUGCUGGACCCGUGGCAGGAGGGGUGAUCACACUAGUGUCUUGUAGCUUCCCCAUCCAGCUGGGGUUGGUGCACAGGUAGGGGUAGGGUGCGUGAGAAGUUUGUAUAUUGCUUUAGUAGCUGGGCUUCC
Messenger RNA from Opisthocomus hoazin, 2416 nucleotides. NCBI's taxonomy places the organism in Eukaryota, Metazoa, Chordata, Aves, Opisthocomiformes, Opisthocomidae. The record is from RefSeq and is a predicted model, not a curated record.